AUGGUUUUUCGCUUAUGGUUGCUUCUAGUACUAGUUUUGCAACUGGAACAAGUAUCGUGCGAAAACUAUACAUACUCAUUCACUGCUAAGGAAAUUAAGGCUUACAAGCAGGAAGUACGAGAGUUGUUCUAUUUUGGCUUCGACAGUUACUUAGAGCAUGGGUACCCAUUUGAUGAGGUGAAGCCCAUUUCGUGUGUGCCCAAAAAGAGAAACUUUAAGGACCCUAACGAUCGGGUGACCAAUGAUUUAUUGGGCAAUUUUACUAUCACUUUGAUAGAUUCGCUGACUACUAUCGCCGUAUUGCAAGACCGGCCGCGGUUUUUAGAAGCGGUCAAACUCGUUGAAAGAACGUUCCCUGAUGAAGACUUCGAUGUCGAUGCUACCGUACAGGUCUUCGAAACUACCAUACGUGUUAUUGGAUCGCUGCUUUCAUCGCAUCAAUAUGCCACAGAUCUAACAAAGGCAGUGUAUUUAGGGAACGAAUACGACGGCUCGCUAUUACGUCUGGCGCGGAAUAUGGCCGAUAGGCUUUUGCCAGCAUAUUUGACGUAUACUGGGUUACCUGUACCGCGAUUAAACGUUAAACAGAAAUUCAACUUCCCUGAUUUUACAGAUUCCUUACUGGCAGAGAAUAAUGUGGCAGCCAUGGCUUGUCCAGUGUUCGAGUUCACAAUACUGUCUUACCUGACAGGCGAUUCGAAGUAUGAAAAGGUGACCAGGUAUGCAUUUGACAAGACUUGGUCACUCAGAACUCAUUUAGAUUUACUGCCCAUGUCUUUCCAUCCAGAAAAACUGACUCCAUACACUCCCAUGACUGGAGUGGGCGCCUCCAUCGACUCCUUUUUUGAAUACGCCCUAAAGGGUGCCGUGCUAUUUGAUGACUCAGACUUGAUGGACAUUUGGGACGUGGCGUACGAGUCGUUGAGAACUAGUUGUAAAAACGAUUGGUUUUUUGCUAAUAUAAUGGCCGACACGGGUCAGUUGUUUGUUCCCUGGAUAGAUUCUCUAAGUGCAUUUUUCCCCGGUCUGCAAGUACUUGCAGGAGAUUUGGACGAUGCCAUUGCGAAGCAUUUGAUGUUUUUGAAGAUAUGGAAUACCUUUGGAGGUAUACCUGAAAGGUGGAACUUCAGCCCUCCAGAAUCUCUCUCAUCUUCCCCAUCAGAGGACCUGGAAUCGUUUGAUUUGAAUGCCAUUAUACCUUUGGAAUGGUACCCAUUGAGACCCGAAUUUUUCGAAUCCACUUACUACUUAUAUAGGGCUACAAAAGAUCCGUUCUACUUAAAUAUUGGUGUCCAUUUGCUAAGGGAUUUGAAACAGCGAUUCAAAUCGAACUGUGGGUUUGCGGGUUUCCAAAAUAUCAUCACGGGUGAACUCCAAGACAGAAUGGAAACGUUUGUCUUGAGCGAAAGUUUAAAGUACUUAUAUUUAUUAUUUGACGAAGACAACGAACUGCAUAAAAGUGCGAGCGAUGUAAUUUUUAGCACAGAAGCUCAUCCAAUGUGGUUGUCGCAAGAGGUGAGAUCCAACUAUAAGCGGAAGGCUAAAUUUAGCGACCUUACUUAUUCGUCACACUUGGAGGCCUGCUAUGAAAGAGAUAAAGAGCUGGAAGCUAAAGAGAACACAUUAAGGGGAAGGAUCGUGGGCUUUGCCAAAUCAAUCUUCACUCAAGAUGAGCCGGACGAAACGCCUACAGAUGCAAUCCUCAAUCACAAAAUCAAUGAUAAAGUCCCCAGCAUAUGUCCGAUGAAACCGAGUCAUGUAAUGGAUGGCGACUCUUGGUAUUCACCGAUUUUAAGCAAAUUUAGGAGGUUAUUUGAGAUUGACACUCGAUAUGCUGCCACACUGAUUAAACCUGCGCACAUGCAAAACUACAGUGCAAUUGAACUAGAACCUGCAUUUUAUAGCAGGUGGUCCAAUCCCCAGUUUAGUACGUGCCAGAUCAUGGCCACCACUGAAAUAUUUGAACUGAUAUUUGACCUUCCUGGAUUGCAUCAAUUGAACCCCCUAAUCUCAGACAACGAAACCAUCACGUUCGAGACAUUUGGGGGCCGGUCAAGGUUGAAUAUUGAGAGAAUACAGAUCUAUCAAAUUGACCACUACGGAGAGUUAAUCACAGCAUCAACGUUCCGCAACAUAUCCCGCCGGGAUAUCUACUCCCAGCAGUGUGAUACUACAGCAAGCCUGUAUUCCCCAACGUUUCUUUACAGAGUGGUAGCCAUCAACGGACACACGCUGCCUCGCCAUGGAACGGUGCACAUCAAGGAGCAUAAUUUUGUGUCUGCUUCCAAUAACACAAGAAAAAAGGAUGUACUCAUUAUAGGUAGCGUGGGGAUCAAUGACCGUGCACAACUCAUGAUAGAGUGCACGCCCAUUAUCAAUCUCAUUCUUGUAUAA
Molecule: messenger RNA, 2394 nt
Organism: Saccharomyces kudriavzevii IFO 1802
Lineage: Eukaryota; Fungi; Ascomycota; Saccharomycetes; Saccharomycetales; Saccharomycetaceae
Gene: MNL1
Product: alpha-1,2-mannosidase MNL1
Exons: 1
Coding region: 1-2394 (797 amino acids)
Biological process (GO): endoplasmic reticulum mannose trimming; carbohydrate metabolic process; mannose trimming involved in glycoprotein ERAD pathway
Cellular component (GO): membrane; endoplasmic reticulum
Molecular function (GO): mannosyl-oligosaccharide 1,2-alpha-mannosidase activity; calcium ion binding
Source: RefSeq, a predicted model, not a curated record